AUGACCCAUCAGGAACCUCUACUACAACACGCUAGUGUUGUCGAUGGCUGGUUCAGAGAGGUCAAUGACGUCGGGUUCCCCGGGCAAGCCUUCGCUCUACGGGUCAAACGGAUUCUUUACACUGGACGCAGCGCGUUCCAGGAUAUCCUUGUGUUCGAGUCCACGGACUUUGGCAACGUGCUUGUCCUCGACGGAAUCAUCCAAUGCACGGAACGGGACGAGUUUGCUUACCAGGAGAUGAUUGCCCAUGUACCUCUGUAUUGCCACGAAACCCCACGGAGAGUGCUUGUCAUUGGCGGCGGAGACGGCGGUGUCGUUAGAGAGGUCCUCAAACACUUCUGUGUGGAGCAUGUCACACUUGUCGAGAUUGACGAGACGGUGAUCGAGUUGUCCAAGAAGUUUCUUCCUGGGAUGAGCGUUGCCCUCAAUGGGGGGGACGACCGGUUCGAAUUGAAACUGUGCGACGGGUUCCAGUACCUGAGAGACACACCCGCGGGCACGUUCGACGUCAUCAUCACGGAUUCUUCGGACCCUGAGGGCCCCGCGGAGGCGUUCUUCCAAUCGGAGUACUUCAAAUUGCUUCAUCAGGCGCUCGCACCGGAGGGCAUCGUCAUUGCUCAGGCCUCAGAGAACGUUUGGUUGAACCUCAAUUACCUCGGCCGGCUGAUGGAAACGGCCCGUGGAGUCGUUCCCCNAACGUUAAUUACUGACUACACAAUCGGUCCCAGUUACCACCGNUCGGGCCAGCUCGGUCUUGUCGUGUGCAGUAAAGACAGCUCGUUACAGCUCACAGACCCUGCAAGAGUACCAACUGAGCAGGAGCAAACCAAGCUGAAAUACUACAACAGGGCCAUACAUGGAGCAUCAUUCGUGCUCCCUACUUGGGCCAGAGCACCUCUCGAGGGCUCGAAGCAGCUGGAAUCCUGCCUAUAA
Messenger RNA from Huiozyma naganishii CBS 8797, 933 nucleotides. It is a transcript of the gene SPE4, whose product is annotated as spermine synthase. The record is from RefSeq and is a predicted model, not a curated record. NCBI's taxonomy places the organism in Eukaryota, Fungi, Ascomycota, Saccharomycetes, Saccharomycetales, Saccharomycetaceae. Gene Ontology annotation, molecular function: spermidine synthase activity. The transcript has a single exon. Bases 1 to 933 code for a protein of 310 amino acids. Gene Ontology annotation, biological process: spermidine biosynthetic process. Gene Ontology annotation, cellular component: cytosol.